Molecule: messenger RNA, 207 nt
Organism: Penicillium canescens
Lineage: Eukaryota; Fungi; Ascomycota; Eurotiomycetes; Eurotiales; Aspergillaceae
Exons: 1
Coding region: 1-207 (68 amino acids)
Source: RefSeq, a predicted model, not a curated record
AUGCUGACGCUGCAUUAUGCGGCACUUUUUGAAGAACAGGGGUGGAAGGUUAAUGCCUCGGCUCCGAAUCUGACUGCUACGCAUUUCUCGCGCGGGAUUGGACGACCUGCGUCUGAAUCUGCUGUUAAUAUUGUGCGGUUGGCGACUUUGUCGGUUGAUGGGGAGACUGGGACGUAUUCUGAUGAGAAUGGGACUGUGCCGUGGUAG